Messenger RNA from Magnolia sinica, 2093 nucleotides. RefSeq names its product cysteine--tRNA ligase, chloroplastic/mitochondrial-like. NCBI's taxonomy places the organism in Eukaryota, Viridiplantae, Streptophyta, Magnoliopsida, Magnoliales, Magnoliaceae. The record is from RefSeq and is a predicted model, not a curated record. The coding region runs from base 149 to 1651 and encodes 500 amino acids. Gene Ontology annotation, biological process: cysteinyl-tRNA aminoacylation. The transcript has 9 exons. Gene Ontology annotation, molecular function: cysteine-tRNA ligase activity; ATP binding. Gene Ontology annotation, cellular component: cytoplasm.
CUACAUAGUACCAAAAAUUCUCCCUCUUUCUAGGGUUAGGGUUUUGGGAGGAAGUUGGGGAUGGGAAAUCCGGAGUUCCAGAUCUUCAACACCAUGACCAAACAGAAGGAGGUUUUCAAGCCAAAGAUCCCUGGAAAAGUCAGCAUGUAUGUCUGCGGCGUCACCGCCUACGAUUUCAGCCACAUCGGCCACGCUCGUGUCUACGUCGCUUUCGACGUCCUCUACAGUGAAUGGAUUAUGUUACCUAGUUCCUGGUCAGGUUGUAAUGCUGAUGGGGUGUGAUGUUAUCUUCGCUUUCUUAAAUUUAAGCAGAUACCUGCAACACUUGGGAUAUGAAGUGAAUUAUGUAAGGAACUUCACCGAUGUUGAUGACAAGAUAAUACGCAGAGCAAAUGAGCUGGGUGAGGAUCCAUUAAGUUUGAGUAGUCGGUUCUCCAAAGAGUUUCUUGAUGAUAUGGCUGCUCUUCAGUGCCUCCCUCCUACCCAUGAACCGCGUGUUUCUGAUCACAUGACCCAGAUAAAAGAUAUGAUAGCCCAGAUUAUUCACAAUGGAUGUGCCUAUGUCAUUGAUGGAGAUGUCUAUUUCUCUGUUGACAAUUUCCCUGACUAUGGUCGCUUAUCUGGACGAAAGUUGGAAGAUAAUCGAGCAGGUGGACGGGUUGCCGUUGACUCAAGAAAGAAAAACCCUGCUGAUUUUGCAUUAUGGAAAUCUGCAAAGCCUGGUGAGCCAAGCUGGGAGAGCCCUUGGGGCCCUGGAAGACCAGGAUGGCAUAUUGAAUGCAGUGCCAUGAGUACCCAUUAUUUAAGUCCGGCCUUCGAUAUCCAUGGUGGAGGGAUGGAUCUAAUCUUUCCCCAUCAUGAGAAUGAGAUUGCACAGAGCUGUGCUGCGUGCCAAGAGAGCAAUGUGAGCUAUUGGAUGCAUAAUGGUUUUGUCACUGAGAACAAUGAAAAAAUGUCCAAGUCACUAGGAAAUUUUUUCACAAUCCGUGAGAUCUCCAAAUUGUACCAUCCGUUGGCCUUGAGAAUUUUCUUGAUGGGCACGCAUUAUCGAUCACCUGUCAAUCACUCAAGUGAAAUGCUGGAAAUUGCAUCAGAGCGUGUUUUCUACAUCUAUCAGACUUUGCAUGACUGUGAAGUCGUUCUAUCCCCAUUUCGAGAAGGGAACCUCAAGGAUCGAGUCACGCCUGAUACCCAGAAGUGCAUCAAUAAGUUUCGAACAGAUUUCCAGACUUCAAUGGCAGAUGACCUGCAUACUUCUGAGGUUUUGACUUCUCUUUUGGAACCAUUGAAGACCAUUAACACUGUUCUGAAUUCCUUGAAGAAGCAGAAGCAGCAGCUGCAGCAGCAGUUACUGAUUCAGUCUCUUGUUGCUUUGGAGAAAGAAGUAAAAUUUAUUCUAAAUAUUCUGGGGCUUCUGGCAUCUUCUUCUUAUUCCGAGCUUCUGCAGCAGUUGAAGGAUAAAGCAUUGGGGAGAGCAGGUUUGACGGAGGAUCAAGUGCUGCAGCAAAUUGAGGAAAGGACUUUAGCGAGAAAUGAAAAAGACUGGGGGAAAUCUGACCAGAUAAGGAAAGCUUUGUCUCUUAAAGGUAUCGGUCUCAUGGAUGUCCCUGAAGGAACGAUAUGGAGACCAUGCCUGCCAAAUCAACAAUAAUGACAGCAUUUUGCCUAUUCAAUUGAGGGUGCAAAAGCAUGAUCACUUGGGAGUCCCGUUGAAGAGAGUAUCCAGAUCAAUUUUUCAAUGACCCAUACCUGUUGUUACGGCUGUGAGGUAAUUAUUCACGGGCAAAUUUAGAAUGAAAUGCCCUUGAAGAUUGUUUUUCAUUGAUUUUGUUGUUGUCUGAUAAGAUCUGUUAAACAUAGGCUGUGAGACCAGACUCCUUGGGGUUGUCAAACAGGGACUGUCAGAUUUCCAAACAGUCUUGAGGUUCUACCCUUUGGUUUAGUUGUCGAAAUGCUGUCUGUAAGUUACUGAGAUGACCCUUGAUCUUGAAUCAAGCACCAGUGUCAGGUUAUACGAUCAUUAUGUAAGUCAACAAGAAAGGGUAGAAUCAGUGUUUUUGUUACUGGCAAUAAUAUCGAUAUUUUGUCUGGGA